This is a messenger RNA of Ochlerotatus camptorhynchus, 724 nucleotides long. RefSeq names its product RNA-binding protein 48. The coding region runs from base 74 to 628 and encodes 184 amino acids. The record is from RefSeq and is a predicted model, not a curated record. Lineage: Eukaryota; Metazoa; Arthropoda; Insecta; Diptera; Culicidae. Gene Ontology annotation, molecular function: nucleic acid binding. The transcript is spliced from 3 exons. Gene Ontology annotation, cellular component: nucleoplasm.
UCACCUCGCAAAACGCAAAACUACGACAUGCGAGCCGCGAACAACCUCACGUUUGUCGCUACUCCACCGAAGGAUGAGUAGUGAUCCGGAAAAAAGUGAUAAUUCAGACUUGAACCAUCAUAUCCGAUCUAAUUAUUGCCGUACUCGUCCACAAUAUCGCAAAUCUCGCAAGUUGACCGCUGUAAAGGUAUACUCGGUGGCGAACGAGUCUCGACAUCUGCUCGUAUUUGGAGUACCUCAAAUUAACCUAGUGCGGGAAUUGAAGGACCAACUACGGCGACACGGCAACGUCCAACUGGUGCAGAACGUCACCGACAAUAUCAAGGCUUCCGGAAGCUUUGAAGUCGAAGCCUUUACGGACGUGUUUUAUGUUAGAUUUGAGAAACUGGACAAAGCUCGCCGAGCCAAAAAAAUCUUGGAUGCAAAGAAUUUCUACGGAGGAAUUCUGCACAUAUCCUACGCACCGGAACGGGAGACAGCAGAAGAUUUAAGACAGAAGUUGUUUCAACGGAAACGGGAAGCGGAUUAUCGUUUGUAUUUGAAUCGAACGGCACCAAAAAAGGCUUCGGGGCCAGCUGAACAAAACACCAUUGGUCCCAUGCAACCAAAGCGAAUAAAAAGGAUUUAAGUCGGCAAAGUGUAGUUACUGGCAACAAGCCCCGCAACAAUAGAAGAUGCUAUUUGACAUAUGUAGUGUCUGAGUCGCCAUUAUUCUUUACUUGUG